UUCGCCCGAUUCAUGCCGCCAUGGCUUGUUCAGCCAAUAGCAGCAAAAAAUACCAACACCAGCGCAGCUACAGACUGAAAUUUUGUGUAUGUGCACAACCUUCGACGAUUGUGUGGGUGUCGAGGGAGAAUGCGAGUUAUAUGUCAAAGCGAGCGCUAAAAGGCAACCAUUAAUUUUUAACCUUUCUAUCAAAUCGCGUAUUGAUUCCCCAGUGAAUGUUUGAAUUCCAGAGCAAUCGAUUCUAAGUAGUUAGUGGUCACUAAAAGCGAAUACAAUGAGCUACCAAGUAGAGGCUUUGAAUUCUUCCCAUCUGGAGUUGCAAGGCGGUGGUAGUGGGGCCGAGCUUCGUCGGCCUUUUGAUCCUACUGCUCAUGACUUGGAACCAUCCUUUCGAUUGACAAGAUUUGCUGACCUAAAGGGUCGUGGAUGUAAAGUGCCCCAAGAGGUUCUUGGCAAAUUGGUUGCGGCAUUGCAACAGGAUUACUCUAGUGCUUCGGAUCAGGAUGCCCAGUUCUUGAAUAUGGCAAUACCACGCAUUGGUAUUGGUUUGGAUUGCUCUGUUAUACCGCUACGACACGGUGGUCUCUGUUUGGUACAGACCACUGACUUUUUCUACCCUAUUGUAGAUGAUCCGUAUAUGAUGGGGAAAAUCGCUUGUGCCAAUGUUUUAAGUGACUUGUAUGCUAUGGGAGUAACCGAUUGCGAUAAUAUGUUGAUGUUGCUUGCUGUCAGUACUAAAAUGACGGAAAAGGAACGAGAUGUGGUUGUUCCAUUGAUUAUGCGGGGUUUUAAAGACUCUGCUUUGGAAGCAGGUACAACCGUAACUGGUGGCCAAAGUGUAGUAAAUCCAUGGUGCACGAUUGGUGGUGUAGCUUCAACAAUUUGCCAACCUAAUGAGUACAUUGUUCCCGACAACGCAGUAGUGGGUGAUGUUUUGGUACUCACCAAGCCGCUUGGUACGCAGGUUGCUGUGAAUGCUCAUCAAUGGUUAGAUCAACCCGAGCGGUGGAAUCGCAUUAAACUUGUAGUUUCUGAAGAGGAUGUUCGCAAGGCCUACCAUCGCGCAAUGAAUUCAAUGGCUCGCCUUAACCGCACCGCAGCUAGGCUCAUGCACAAAUAUAACGCACAUGGUUCGACAGACAUAACUGGCUUUGGAUUGCUAGGUCAUGCACAAACUCUUGCUUCGCAUCAAAAGAAAGAUGUUUCAUUUGUCAUUCAUAACCUUCCUGUAAUUGCAAAGAUGGCUGCAGUGGCAAAGGCAUGUGGAAAUAUGUUCCAGUUGUUGCAAGGUCACUCGGCAGAAACUUCUGGAGGUCUUCUUAUAUGCUUGCCGCGAGAACAAGCAGCUGCUUAUUGCAAGGACAUCGAGAAGCAAGAAGGGUACCAAGCUUGGAUUAUUGGUAUAGUUGAGAAGGGUAAUAAAACUGCUCGCAUCAUUGAUAAGCCACGAGUUAUUGAGGUACCGGCUAAGGAUUAAUUUCUUUAACACAUACUUGUAAGCUUUUUAUUAUCUUCAAAUUCGAUUUAUGUAUACAUACCCGUUUUAGAUUUUUCACAUAGUUUUUAGUCCGUAUUUUCUAUAUAACUUCGUUUACCGGCAUUUAUCAAUACAUAUAUCUACACGCAUAUAUGUAGAUAUGUAUAAAUAUAAAAGUACGAGCCCUAUAUUAUUUUCUUCUAAGCCGUGUAAUGGUACUUCAUUUUUUCAAAAAUAAAGAAAAUUUGUGAAGGAUUACGUAUAAUA
Rhagoletis pomonella (apple maggot) is the source of this 1744-nucleotide messenger RNA. It is a transcript of the gene Sps1, whose product is annotated as inactive selenide, water dikinase-like protein. Gene Ontology annotation, molecular function: ATP binding. The coding region runs from base 275 to 1477 and encodes 400 amino acids. Gene Ontology annotation, cellular component: cytoplasm. NCBI's taxonomy places the organism in Eukaryota, Metazoa, Arthropoda, Insecta, Diptera, Tephritidae. The record is from RefSeq and is a predicted model, not a curated record. The transcript has a single exon.